Messenger RNA from Didymodactylos carnosus, 570 nucleotides. Lineage: Eukaryota; Metazoa; Rotifera; Eurotatoria; Philodinida; Philodinidae. The record is from the annotation of a GenBank genome assembly.
AUGAGCGUUCUGUGCUCUCCGUCGGACUGCCAUGUAGGUGGAUAUACUUCACAAACCGCGAACAGUUUACCAAUUACCUUAAUGAAAGGCAACGAUGAUGUCGAAUAUUCUGUUGUUAAAAUCCUUCAAGAACACUUAUCAGAUCCAGCUUCGUACUCAUUAUCACCAUAUGAAUCAGACAAUACAAUGACAAUAACAACAGCCUGUUCAUAUGACAAGAUUCGUACCGCUGCAUUACGAGAUGGCGUAGCAAUCAAAAUUUCGAGUGGUUUUCGCGUACUAGCACGUCAACAAUAUUUUUAUGAUUGUUACAUAACGCAGCAAUGUAAUGACGGGAAUUUUGCAGCUGUACCUGGUACAUCGAAUCAUGGAACGGGGAUUGCUUUAGACCUAAACACAAAUUGUGGGAAACAAACUGAUGAAAAGCCACCCGCAGAAUGUCAGACUUCGGAUGUUUAUCAAUGGUUAUAUGAAAAUGGGCAUAAUUAUGGGUUUGUACGCACAGUUAAAUCAGAACCAUGGCAUUGGGAAUAUAGAGGAAUAGGUGUUCAACGACCUGACUGGGCUUAA